Messenger RNA from Ficedula albicollis (Collared flycatcher), 2077 nucleotides. RefSeq names its product CD2 molecule (gene CD2). The record is from RefSeq and is a predicted model, not a curated record. The transcript has 5 exons. The coding region runs from base 534 to 1472 and encodes 312 amino acids. Lineage: Eukaryota; Metazoa; Chordata; Aves; Passeriformes; Muscicapidae.
GCAGGAAGCACUUGUGGCUCCGGCCAGCCCCUCACACACCAGAUGUUAGUGCAAAGCUGAUCCUGAUGGUGCCCAAGGGAAGUGUGGCUCCUUCCCAAGCCUCGUCCAGCAGCCACCUGCACCUCACUGGGGUCCUGGGCUUGCUCUCCUCCUGCUGCUGCUGAGGCUGUGGGGGAGAAUUAGGACUCCCAUCACUGCCCCACCCAAAACCUGCAUCCCUCCCACUGGGAUGGAUGCUGGAGCUGAGCUCUUCAGGUGAGCACUGAGGACACAGCGGGUGGACAAACCUCCAGGGCAUUCCUGCACUUUAGUGCCCAUGUUCUUUGUGUCUAGAUGUUGCCUCCAUGCAGACAGAACACCCUGCUGACACUGAUUUCCGCCUCUGCUAGAAAUGAGAAGUGCUGGAGGAGAGGAGGAGGGCACACAGGCUGCUCCCACAUGUCCCAUCUCUGCUUGCUCACGGCAGAAAAUCCUUUCACCUGCCAGCAGCUGUCAUUACACAAGGCAACACUGGAUAUUUUUUGACCCUGAAAAUGAGCUUUAGGAGGAUUUUCCUAGUCAAGUGCUUGCUGCUUUUAUUUCCCAGUGUAAAAUGCUCCAGCAGCAGCUGGGUUUACAGGGCAGUGAACGACACAGCUCUCCUCAGCCCCGCUGCUGCCCUGCUCCCGGAGAGCACGGACCAGGUGACCUGGAGCCGAGGCAGGCAGAGGCUGGUUCAGCUCAGAGGGAGCAGCACGAAGCACUUUGUGAACAAGGAGCAGUGCAGGUGUGCCAUGCUCCACAACAGGACCCUGCAGAUCCGGCGCCUGCAGGCAGAGGACAGCGGCACCUACACAGUGAUGGCUUAUCUCCAGGGGAAACUGCAGGCAGAGGAAAACAUAACCUUAUUUGUUCAGGAACCUGUACCUCAGCCAAUCCUCAUCUCUAAGUGUGGGAAUAAAAACAUAUCUGUCAAGUGUGAAGCAAAACAGAAGGCUAAGGAUGAAGCAUUUCUAAUAGAACUGAUUCAACCCAAUGGCAAAAAAAUCCAAAAGAAUGCAACAAUGCUGGAGUGGCAUGGGUGGAAUCCUGGGACAUUCAGAUGUGUUGCUAAGAACAAAGUCAGUGAAAAAAUGGCUGAAAAAGUAAUCAAGUGCCCAGGCAAGAUGGACUUUUAUCUCAUCUUAAGCAUAGCAGGAGGUGCAGUCUUCUUUGUCAUCUUUGUGAUUUGCCUUGUUUAUUGUAUCAGAAGGAAGAAAACAAAAAGGCGUGAAGUUUAUGACGAGGAGCGAGCCAUGCACAGCCUGCCCAUGGACAGCAAGAGGGGGACGCGGGAGCUGCCGCAGACCCCACCCAAGGCCACCCCAAAGCAGCUGAGGGUGCAGCAGCGGCCGCUGCCCCCGCAGCCCCUGGAGCAGCCGCUGCCCCCACGGCCCCAGCCGCGGCCCCGCGCCCAGCCACGCACCCCAAACCUGCCCAGAGAGCGGCCCUGAGCGCCCAGCCUGCUCCCUCUGCUCCACCACUCCCUGGGGAAAGGAGGGCUGAGCCCCUCCUGCCCAGCCCUGCAACGCUCAGCUAUGGAAAGGCAGCUUUCAGUGCAGAAAAUUACAGAGAGCGUCAAACGGUGAUGAGACGACUCAAGGUGAUGGGCAUCCAUCCCUGUGGCCACUUUUCUGUGGGUGCCUUCACGUCAGGGUAUGGAUAUGGAGCACUGUGCCUUUCUGUGGUUCACUUGUUUUCACUGCACCUUGUUUUCUUCCUGCUUUUUGGAUGGUUUUCACCAAGAAGAAGGUAAAGCUCUACUGAGGCAAAAUGGACCCAUGGAUCUUACAGAGUUUUGUCUCCUGCUACACGUUAGGACAGCUCUCUGGCUUCAGCAUCAAACACAUGGCCUCCUGGACCAAAAAAAAUAGUUGUAUGCAAUUAAAUAUUUGUCUGAAGUUGAAAGGAUUUGUGUUGUACAUUGCAGAGAAGAAAAUACUGAAAGGACGUGUGAGAGCCUUGAAGCACCUGUGUUGGAUAAACACAAAUGGGAAAGGGAUAAACUUUUCCCUUUCUCCACUGUGUUUAAAAAAGGAACUGAGCUUGAAUUGCAGCA